AUGCCCUAAUCCUCUCUUCAUCUGGAGUUUGCCGACCAUCCGAUUAAAAACAAAAUCGAUGUUGGAUUUCCAUUUCGUUUUCCCCAAAAUUGAGAGGCGUUUUCACAUUCAUGAGUGUUCCCUCGUUUCCGCCUAGAGAAUGCCCUAAUCCUAUCUUCAUCUGGAGUUUCCCGGCCAUCCGAUUUUAGGUGUAAACAGUGGAGUUUUUCAUCUCUGUCAAUCCAUUGGUGUCGACGAUCACCACCGGAUUUGGGUUCUACACAGGAUGAAGCCAAGGCACCACAACCAGAGAGUGUGUUGAACAUCAGAUAUGGAAUUGCUGGUAAUAGAACAAUCGGAGCUCAUACGCCUGUCACUGUGGAACCUGCUGGAUCUGAGGGUUCUACACAGGAUUUAAUCUUCAGGAGUGCUCUUGUUUUACAGAGACCUGUGAUGGAUCCGUGCCUUGCAGUUGGUUUUCUUCCUCUUUCUUUAGGAGGCCUUAGAGUUGGGUAGCUAGUAACCAUGAAAUGGAGAGUUGAAAGGUUGAAGGAUUUUGAUGAGAAUGCAGUUUCUCAAAACAAUGUGCCCGUUCUUCCAAGGUUGAAGCUUACAACAAUCAUUUCAUUCUUCUAUGGCCACUACGGAGGUGAUGAAAUCUUGGAGAAGUACUAUGCAGCAGAAUGCGCAAUAAAUUCAUAUCAAAAAGGCAUUCAGCAGCAGCUUGGCAUCAUGCAUGGUCUGAUCCAUAGAUUGGAUGCUCGAAGAGAAAGAAAUGUACAUUUCCCUACUACUGGUCACUCGGGCUAUGCAGCAGAUGACUUUCCUGAGGCCGAGCAUGAUUCACCCUAUGCCCCAUAUGACAUGCCAUUCCAUCACACUGAAGAAGUACCAGACACUCCUAUUCGGCAUCCACCUAUUAUUGGGGCUCGUAUGGAGGAGCUUGCUGUUGUCAGCGAUUUUGUUUGUGUUGCAAAACUGGGACAUAUAUAUUUUGUAUUAGUAUAUGUAUAUUCAGAGUAG
Messenger RNA from Vitis riparia (riverbank grape), 1002 nucleotides. RefSeq lists its product as uncharacterized. The transcript has 3 exons. Bases 505 to 1002 code for a protein of 165 amino acids. Lineage: Eukaryota; Viridiplantae; Streptophyta; Magnoliopsida; Vitales; Vitaceae. The record is from RefSeq and is a predicted model, not a curated record.